ACCUGUGAAGAUAUCGGAGGGGUUUUCCACCAAAAAAAAAGUGGUAUUAAGCAGCAACAUCUAGAUAAACAUUAGCAAAGAUGGAAACCACCAAAGAAGCAGGUUUAAACGAGAAAAUAAUAUCUUUUGUUAUAAAAGCAUUGACAACAAGGUGGAGGACGCUUCGUGAUCGGUAUGCAAAGGAGCGUCGAGAGAUAGAAGUUUCGCAAAGAUCAGGAGCAGAGCCUACGGAUUAUACUCCUUGGGAAUAUUCGGACCAGAUGGAUUUUUUGAAGGACCAUGUUAGUCGGAGAGCAACUACCAGCAAUUACGAUACCGGCACAAAGGAGCUGGCGAACAUGGUAGAAGAAUACCUAGAGGUAGAAGAAGGUACACCAGAACCACCGCGAAGCUCGAUGUCCAAGAAACGCAAGGCGGAUGUUCUGGAUGAUAAAAUGUCUGCGGUCUUAGACCGUUUUAUGGACGAACAAACUCAACUGCGGCAUACUCAUUUCGCGCAGCUGGUGAAUGCAAAGCUAUCAGCCAUGCCGAUCGAUAAGGCUAAUCGUUUGGAAGCCGCUAUUCUAAACAUCUUAUAUACAGUUGAAGAAGACUAAAGCUUGCUAUCUAUCCAACAUAUUGCCCUUAUAAGGGCGUAUGACAAAUAUUUGUCACUGCAAAUAAUUAUUUGAAACCAAGCUUUCAUUUUUUUUAAACAGAAAUACCUAGAGAAAAAAUGCUAAUUUUUUAUUUCUUGUCAACAAAACUAGAAUAAGAUACCAAGUUUUUAUUUAAAAAAUAACUAUAAAAGAAGAUGCUUGAAUUUAAUACUUGUUGUAGGGUAAGUGUACAGGUAUCGGUCAUGGCUAAUAAUUUGGACAACUUUGCGAAUGAAUCUCUAAACAAAGGACUCUUUGAGAGGCUAUAAAUAAACGGUUAUUUUCGAUAAAUAUUUGAAAGACCCAAGUGCCAAAUAAGGCACUAAAGUGGCCAAAGCGGGAACAGUUUCCCUAGUAUAUUUUUAUCCUGAAUGAAGAAACAUAUAUCUGAAAAAUGAAAAUUAUUUUUGCAUUACCGUAGAAUUAAUUUAUUCAGACUAAGGCCAGAGAGAAGUUAGGUCAGUUAGAGAGAAGUAAGGCCAGUACAUAUAAGUUAUCCUCUCUACUUUAUAUUUGGCCAACCAAUUUUUUUUUCAGAUAUUUCCG
This is a messenger RNA of Armigeres subalbatus, 1184 nucleotides long. RefSeq lists its product as uncharacterized. The record is from RefSeq and is a predicted model, not a curated record. Bases 81 to 596 code for a protein of 171 amino acids. The transcript is spliced from 4 exons. NCBI's taxonomy places the organism in Eukaryota, Metazoa, Arthropoda, Insecta, Diptera, Culicidae.